Molecule: messenger RNA, 2238 nt
Organism: Aedes albopictus (Asian tiger mosquito)
Lineage: Eukaryota; Metazoa; Arthropoda; Insecta; Diptera; Culicidae
Product: hexamerin-1.1
Exons: 3
Coding region: 66-2141 (691 amino acids)
Source: RefSeq, a predicted model, not a curated record
CGCUUCGGCAGCUGACCAUUAUCAGUUUGGUAGCGUUCUUCCUUGUGAGAACUACCACCGUCAGGAUGAAGCUCAUCGUAAUAGUAGUUGCCAUCUCCCUGGCCGCUCUGGUCAGCGGAUCGUACGUCCCCAGCGUUGAAAAGGACAUCAAAUAUGCUGACAAGGACUUCCUUAUGAAGCAGAAGUUCUUCUUCGAAAUUCUCCGGAAUAUCCAUAUGCCUCUUCAGUACGAGGAAUACAUGAUGUACACCAAGAUGUGGGUGGAGGAUUCGACCAAAUACACGAAUUACGAACAAGUGGUGGAAUUCUUCAACAUGUACAAAAUGGAUCUGUUCCUUGGAAAGGGAGAAAUAUUCACCAUCAACAACAAGUAUCUGCUGAAGCAAACCUACAUGCUGUUCUCGUUCCUGUAUAACUCCGUGGACUGGGACACGUACUACAAGAACGUCAUCUGGGCUCGCGAAAACGUCAACGAAGGAAUGUUCAUCUAUGCCAUCACGCUGACUGUAAUGCACCGCAUGGACUUGCAAGGAUUGGUUCUGCCAGCUAUCUACGAAAUCUAUCCGUACUACUUCUUCAACACUGACAUCAUUCGUUCUGCCACCUACCGUAAGAUGUACGACCCUAAGUUCGGAUUCUACGGCAACGGAAAGUACAACGUUGUGUACUCCAACUUUACCAUGACCUAUCCGUACGAAGUGCCCUACAAAGAUAUGUACGUUAAGGACGGCAUGAUGAUGGACUACUACUACGAGGAUAUCGGUUUGAACUCCUACUACUUCUACUUCAUGAUGGACUAUCCAUUCUUCCUCGGUGGUGACAAAUUCGGCUUGCUCAAGGAACGCAGUGGUGAAAUCUAUUUGUACAUGCACCAGCAACUUCUAGCUAGAUACAACCUGGAGCGAUUCUCAAACAUGAUGUACCCAACCAAGAUGCUGACCUGGCAAUUCCCGUUGAAGACCGGAUACUUCUCGCUGUUGAGCUACUGGAACGGAAUCCCAUUCAAGUACCGCGACAUGAACUACAUUAUCAAGGAUACAGACUUCAACAAGCUGGACUGGAUCAAGGACUGGGAAAUGAGAAUUCGCAAGAUGAUUGACGAUGGAUUCUUCUACCUGGACGAUGGCACCAAAGUGGAUCUGCGCAAAUGGGAGAACAUUGACUUCCUCGGAAAAAUGAUGAACUGCAACAUGGACAACUUCUUCUGCCAGAAAUUCGGAUUCAUUGAAAUGCUGUCCAAGAUGCUGCUCAGUGGCACUGACUUCAUGACGAUGAAGACCUGGCCAUCAGUCCUGAUGCACUACGAAACGACCCUGCGUGACCCGAUGUUCUACAGCUUGUGGGAACGCCUGAUGAGCUUCUACUACUUGUUCAAGAGCUACUUGCCGUACUACACUUUCGACGAUCUUAGCUUCAAGGGAGUCGUCAUCAAGGACGUUGUGAUCGACAAACUGAUGACCUACUUCGAGUACUUCGAUUCGGACAUUUCCAACGUCAUUCCCAUGACCAACGUUGACAAGUACUGGGACUUCAACGUUCUGGGUCGCACAAUGCGCCUGAACCACAAGCCAUUCACUUACACUUUGGAUGUCAUGUCUGAGUUCACCGGCAAGGGUGUCAUCCGCGUCUUCUUGGGACCGAAGUUCGACAAACUGAUGGAUCUGGAGUACUUCAGAAAGUUCUUCGUUGAAAUCGACCAGUACUUGGUUGACAUGGUCGUUGGCAAGAACACCUUCAUCCGCAACUCUCGUGACUUCUACUGGAGCGUGCGUGACCGCACAAUGUACACCGAACUCUACAAGAAAAUGAUGAUGUCGAUCGGUGGCAAGGACAAGUUUAUCCUGGACAUGUCGGAGGCUCACUGUGGAUUCCCGGAUCGCCUUAUCCUGCCGAAGGGCUGGGUCAGCGGAAUGAAGAUGCAGUUCUACUUCAUCAUCACUCCUUACAUCGUGACCGAACCAAAGUCCGACUUCGUGUUCGACAAGACCUUCAUGUGCGGCAAGUACAACUUCAUCGACAACCUACCGAUGGGCUUCCCCUUCGAUCGCGAAAUCGAUUAUACUUACUGGUACACGAAGAACAUGCUCUUCAAGGAUGUGUUCAUCUACCAUAUGGACGACAUGAAAAUGAACAAGGUUUAGUAGGAUUAGGACGAAACCACCCCCUUGGAAGUUCUGCUCUAUUGGGACUGAUUAUGCUGUUAAGUUUUGUUAUCUGAAUAUACGCUGCAAGAUUUUA